Molecule: messenger RNA, 693 nt
Organism: Hermetia illucens (black soldier fly)
Lineage: Eukaryota; Metazoa; Arthropoda; Insecta; Diptera; Stratiomyidae
Product: malate dehydrogenase-like
Exons: 1
Coding region: 1-693 (230 amino acids)
Biological process (GO): tricarboxylic acid cycle
Cellular component (GO): mitochondrion; cytoplasm
Molecular function (GO): L-malate dehydrogenase (NAD+) activity
Source: RefSeq, a predicted model, not a curated record
AUGUUUGGAUUGGUACCGGAGGCAGCCGUGAAGACGGGAGGUAACGAUCGAGGAAUUUUCGCUGGAGCAUCUGGUGGUAUCAGUACCACCCCUGUUCUGACACUUGAAGCCGAUCUUUCCCACAUCGACAUAGCCAAGAGUGUAAAGGGAUACGUUGGAGCAGAGCAAGUUGCUGAUCCUCAACAAAAAAAAGUUGCUAAUUGUUUUAAAGGCGCCGAUGGAGUUGUUAUCACAGCGGGCGUGCCACCUAAAACUGGAAGCACUCGAGAUGAUUUGUUCAACACCAAUGCUGGUAUCGUUCGCGAUUUGACUUCUGCCAUUGCGGACAAUUGUCCAAAGGCUUUAAUUGCGAUUAUUACAACUCCUGUGAACUUGUGUGUACCAACUGCCGCAGAAGUUCUGAAAUCCAAAGGAAAGUACUAUCCGCUUCGUUUCUUCGGUGUUUCAACUUUGGAUAUUGUCCUUGCUCGAAAAUUCAUUUCUGAUUCAUGUAAAGUUGGUGUGAAUACCGUUGAUAUUCCGGUUAUCGGUGGACAUUCUGGUGUUACAAAUAUUCCGGUGGUAUCACAAUGCAAACCAAAAGUGUCGUUUUCGCAGCCCGGUCUUGAGAAAAUCACAGUGCGCAUCCAAGAAGCUGGCAAAGAAGGUGUGAAAGCUAAGGCUGGAACGAGAAGAGGGCUAAAGCGAUUUUGA